Molecule: messenger RNA, 2337 nt
Organism: Penicillium canescens
Lineage: Eukaryota; Fungi; Ascomycota; Eurotiomycetes; Eurotiales; Aspergillaceae
Product: putative protein kinase
Exons: 1
Coding region: 1-2337 (778 amino acids)
Biological process (GO): protein phosphorylation
Molecular function (GO): ATP binding; protein kinase activity
Source: RefSeq, a predicted model, not a curated record
AUGUCGAUGUUCCGGUCAGCAGCGGAAAUGUCUUCAUCGGACUCUGAAUCUGGCUCUGAAGAAAGUCAACUCCAGGUGUCCGGGUGCUCAACUCCUCGUCACUCCCCGAAAGGUCGGACCGAAAGCCCCCAGAAGGGCAAGUCAACCAACCACGCCUCGAGAGAAUCAGAAUCUACAGAAGAUGUCGGUUCCUCACUUUCAUUCGAUGACGUUUCCACGCUACCGCCGGAUGCACUUGAUGUCAACAUUGACCGUCACGCAAAUGUCAUGACAGCUGCCUUAUUGGAGUUUUACUGUCAAAGUCGAGCGGCAGAUAUCUUGAAUGCGCAACGAGGCUCAAGACAAGCGUAUAGCCGACAUAGUCCUGAAGCACACUACCUUGGCAAGCAAUUGUACAAAUACAAAUCGCAAUUCUUGUCGUCUCAUGGUGUCUUAGCAGACGGCAUUGACAAAGAAGAAUUGGGGCCAACUCGGCAGAGCUAUCGUGAUAACCUUGAUUUGCUCGGCAUCUCUGCCCUCGAUGAGAUGAAACUCAAUGACCCUCAUGUACGGUCUCCUACUAUUGAUGCAGGAGACAAUCUCUCGUUGAUUACAAAGUCAUCAAUUCACAGACCCGGCCUUGACGAUGCAGAAAGUCCCUCAGCGUUCUGGAGGGAUACUGGUGCAAAUGCGGGCUUUGGGAGACACCUUCCUUCUACACGCAAAGUUGAUUACCUUUCGGCCGAUCCGAACGCGGCACCGAAUCUCCCUCAUCCUUCCAUACCUCUCUUUGGCAGUUCGCCUGUUGGGGUCCCGCUAUUCAAUUCUCCGAACGUCCCUCCAUACAACCAUCUAUCCAGAUAUUCUGUUGAAUUCAGUGAACUUAAGGUGCUGGGACGUGGAUCCUUUGGUGAAGUGUACCAUGUUACAAAUCACAUUGACGGGCAAGACUAUGCAGUCAAGAAAAUCCCACUCAGUCAAAAACGACUAGAUCAGUUGCAGUACGGAGGUCAAAACCAACUUGAAGUCAUUAUGAAAGAAAUUCGAACGCUUGCCCGACUCGAGCAUACAAACAUUGUCCGGUAUUAUGGCGCAUGGGUCGAGCAGGCCCAUCAUUCACAUCCGCCUGCUGCAGAACCUCGUCCGCUACACACAGCAUAUGAGCGCACGCAAAGCAAUCUACCCUCUCCCGAUACCCCCAAUGAACCAAGUAUGGGGAUUGUAUUUGGUACUUCUGGAAGCUCAAAUAACGACUCCCAUUCAAGUUCCCUACCCGAAGAUCAUAGCUUCUCCGAGAGCAUUCGGCGCUGGGACAGCCAUGCCACUGGCUCUUCCCGUCAGUCAAAGAAGAGCUCGCGAAGGGAUAUAGACGAGGAUGACGAUGAUAUUGAGUCGAUUCCUCGCACCUUUGAUAAUACAUCGAGCUACGGGGAAACCGAUGACAUUUUCACCGAUGGGGGUCUCAGUCAAGAUCAGUCCAAGCUCCAAGUUCAACCUCGUUACCGACCUGGCCAGCCACCUCCUGCGGUUAUUCUCCACAUUCAGAUGUCGCUCCAUCCUAUUUCAUUGGGCUCGUAUCUGAAUUCGCAAGCACCUCUGAGAUAUGAUGAGAGUUCACCGCCUCGCCGCCACUGCUUCCAUCUUCUGCCUUCCUUAAAACUCAUGCUGGACAUUGUUUCGGGUGUUGAGUACCUCCACUCGAAGGGCAUUGUUCAUCGCGACCUGAAACCUGCCAACAUCUUCCUGUGUGCACCUGAAAAUGGCACGGUAGAUAUAUGCGAUACAUGCAGUUCUGGGCAGGAUUCUCCAGUCCAAUUUUGCCGCCCUCGAAUCGGAGACUUCGGUCUCGUGGCAGAUAUUUCUCACCUCAACGAGCCCUCACGCGGCACGGUUACGCCAUACCGAGAAGGUCCCAAUAUCCAAAAGGUCGUUGGCACCGAGUUCUAUCGUCCACCGGCCAAUGUACCGGGCACAGAGAGCGAUCCAAGCUCGCCAGCAGGCUAUUUCGACGAAUACAGAAUCGACGAAAAACUCGAUGUCUACGCACUCGGCGUUAUUCUUUUCGAGACUCUAUACCGCCUGAACACGAAGAUGGAGAGACAGUUCGUUCUAAAUGACCUCACUCGCGGAUCAGGCCAAGAUCCGUCUGAGCACACUAUCUUCCCGCCAGACUUCACCAACAAAGUUGAUCAUGGCUCGAUGAUUUUGGACGAUGGAAUUUCGGUUGCAGAUUCUCUAAUGACUUGUAUGAAGGGCAUGCUAGAACCCCGGUCUCGACAGCGCUGGACCUGUCAACAGGUGAAAGAACACCUGCGGAAAAUGAAGAAAGCAGUGCGUCGACUGGAAGCGAAUGAAUGA